AUGAAAGUGCUAACAGAAAGAGAUUCAUUUUUAUCAAAUUAUGAAGUGUUACAACAUUUACAAAACAUUAAAAAGAAAUAUAAUUGGUCAUUUAAUCCUGAUGAUGAAAAAUUUUUGAAAAACAAAAAAAAUAAACAUCAUUUCACUGGAUGUGGGAUCAAUUUAGAGAUCAUAACUAGAGAUGUAUUAUCAUGUUUAGAAAAUAAUGACAGUAGUUUAAUACAAUCACAAGAAAGUUUUAAACAAUUGAUGGAAUUUUUAAAUCAAUUUGAACUAAUGAAAGUUGAAAAAUUACAAAUUGUCAAUAGUUUACCAAGAUCAUUGGUGGUGUUAUAUGCUUUAGUUGAAGAAUGUGAAGAUAGAUUUGGUGAAGAAACUUCGGAGAAAAUAAUAGAGAAAAUAAAUGAAUUAUUCCCAAUAGAACAGGAAGAAGAAGGAGAAGAUGCUCAGGAAGAUGAAGAAAUUAACGAAUAG
Candida dubliniensis CD36 is the source of this 474-nucleotide messenger RNA. Its product is annotated as DNA-directed RNA polymerase III subunit. Bases 1 to 474 code for a protein of 157 amino acids. The record is from RefSeq and is a predicted model, not a curated record. The transcript has a single exon. Gene Ontology annotation, molecular function: nucleotide binding. Lineage: Eukaryota; Fungi; Ascomycota; Pichiomycetes; Serinales; Debaryomycetaceae. Gene Ontology annotation, cellular component: RNA polymerase III complex. Gene Ontology annotation, biological process: transcription initiation at RNA polymerase III promoter.